Molecule: messenger RNA, 609 nt
Organism: Umbelopsis ramanniana AG
Lineage: Eukaryota; Fungi; Mucoromycota; Umbelopsidomycetes; Umbelopsidales; Umbelopsidaceae
Exons: 1
Coding region: 22-537 (171 amino acids)
Molecular function (GO): acyltransferase activity, transferring groups other than amino-acyl groups
Source: RefSeq, a predicted model, not a curated record
AUCUUUUUCACGACCGUCAACAUGGAAAUCAAAUACCAACGAGUGGAAGGGAAGAAGGAUAACCUUGGAAUGCCAUGCUACGAACAUCGAUUUGAUGGGUUGGUCAUUUCAAGCGAUAGCACAUUGAUAGAUAUGGACUUCGUCAUAAAGUCUCUCAAGCAGUCUUACUGGGCAGGCACUCGACCUGAAGCAGUUGUACGUCGCGCCUGGGCGCAUUCGAUAGGAAUGGGCAUUUAUGACGAGAAGACAGGAGCUCAGGUGGCCAUGAUGCGAGUUGUCACCGAUUUUGCUGUCUAUGCACAUGCUUUCGACGUGUGGGUUGAUCCAAAUCAUCGAGGCAAAGGAUACUCCAAGGUCAUGAUGUCGUUCUUCACAUCCUACCCGGAAUUGAAAAGUGUCAUUCGAAUACAACUGACAACAUCCGACGCACAUACUCUCUACAGCCAAUUUGGGUUUGGCCACCUUAAACAUCCCGAGCGAUUUUUAGAAGUGUGGAGAGAUGCAGAUACCUCUGCCAAACCAGAUAUUGGAAUAUAAGCGGAUAUUUAUUCUAAUGUUAAAUGUGUACAGUGAUAUCCACAGAGCGUACUAAUAAAAUGUCAAGUCAAG